Phasianus colchicus (ring-necked pheasant) is the source of this 2742-nucleotide messenger RNA. RefSeq names its product SMAD family member 6-like. The record is from RefSeq and is a predicted model, not a curated record. Gene Ontology annotation, cellular component: heteromeric SMAD protein complex. NCBI's taxonomy places the organism in Eukaryota, Metazoa, Chordata, Aves, Galliformes, Phasianidae. Gene Ontology annotation, molecular function: I-SMAD binding; transcription regulator inhibitor activity. Gene Ontology annotation, biological process: cell differentiation; regulation of transcription by RNA polymerase II; SMAD protein signal transduction.
UCAGGUCACCCCUGCAACCCGCGCAGCGUUGGGGGUGGGGGCUUUGUGGGACACCCCGCCGCUCCCUUUUCCCACGGGGUUGGGUUAUGUGUCGUUACGCUGUGCUGCUCGCUGCCCCCUCACUGCCCCCCAGCAUGGGGUCACCGGGCCAAAUCUGCAACGCUGUGGGCAUCCCCUGCCCCACAGCCCAACAGCCCACGCACCCGCCCCACUGUCGCCGCGUCCUGACCCCAUCCGCAGCUCAACCCGAGGCCCGGACACACGAAUCAAUGAAUUCCCCGAACGGGGAGGUCCGGGGGAGGGGAGAAUCCCGGCACAGGAAAAAGCUCUGAACUGGGCGAGCCGUGGGCAGAGCGGUCCGGGCCGCCCCACAGCGCGGCCCUGCGCGCAACCCCAUCUCCUGGCACGCAGCUCCGCCGCCCACCCUCGGCCCCUCUGCCCCAUGUUCCGUUCUCGCCGUGCCGCGCUGCUGAGGCGGCUGUGGCGGCAGCGCUGCCCGACCCCCGGCCCCGAGGAGGGUCCCGGUGCCCUGAAACCCGCGGCGCACGCCCUGUUCAAGAAGCUGAAGGACGAGGAACUGGAGCUGCUGCUGCAGGCGGUGGAGAGCCGCGGUGCUUGGGAGUCCGGCUGCGUCUGGGUGCCGCGGGGGGCCAAGCAGGCGCUGCCCCCCCAGGUGCUGCUGUGCCGCCUGUUCCGCUGGCCCGACCUGCGGCAGCCCCAUGAGCUCAAGCAUCUCUGCUACUGCCAGAGCGCGGGGGGUCGGGGGGGCUGCGGGGAUGCGGCCGCGCUCUGCUGCAACCCCCAUCACUUCAGCCGUCUGGCUGCGCCCGAGACCCCUCCACCCCCCUACUCGAAGUCCAUCAGCCCCUCCUGGCCAGCUGAGCCCAAGCCUCCCCAACUCCUGGAAUUCAGCUGCAACCACGCGGAAUGGCGCGCAGACACCAGCCUCUCUCGGAGCUCCGCACGGGACGGCUGCUGGUGCAAACUGGCAUACUGGGAACACCGGACACGCGUGGGUCGCCUCUACGCCGUGCACGAAGCGUCGGUGAACGUCUUCAGCGAGCUGCCACGGGGCAGUGGGUUCUGCCUGGGCCAACUGCCUGCCGCGCACCGCAGCCGCGCCGUGCGCCGCGCACGGGGGAAGAUUGGGAGAGGGCUGCUGCUGAGCCGGGAGCUGAGCGCCGUCUGGGCGUACAACCGAAGCGAGCAUCCCAUCUUUGUCAGCUCACCCACCCUGGGUCCACCCGGAGCCCACGGGCUCGCCGUGCUCAAAGUGCUGCCAGGGUAUUCGGUGAAGGUGUUCGACUAUGAGAGAGCUGGAGGGAUUGGGGCGGGGGGGUGGCAGAAUGGAGAUGGGCCCUGUGACCCCCAUAGCGUCCGUAUCAGCUUUGGGAAGGGUUGGGGGCCGUGUUACUCGAGGCAGUUCAUCACCUCCUGUCCGUGCUGGCUGGAGGUGCUGCUGGCACAGCCCCGCUGAGCGGCCACGGGGGGUGGCACGACCCCCCUCUAUGUGCUGGGUGCACUCUGAUGGGGCCCACGGGACCCCCAGGGCAGCACCCACCUCCCCAAACCCCGGGCGUGGGGCUGGGGCAGGGCGUUAUUUAAUCUCUCCUUGGUUAUUAUGAUUAUGUUGUAUUUUUAAUUUAUGUUAUUUGCGUAAAAGGGUGAAAAGGAGGAAGUUGAGGAGGGUGGGCGUGCAGGGAAUAUGCGGAUCUAUGGGGAGGCAGCUCCUGAGCACGGGGGGCAGGAUGAGCACAGCUGGAAUGAGGGGGGUGAGCACAGAUGGAAUAGGGCUGAGCAGAGCAGGAAUUAGAGGUGAGCACAGCUGGAAUGAAGGGUGGGGAGAGCUGGAAUGGGGAAACAUGGAAUGGGGUGAGCACAGCUGGAAUGAGGGGGUGAGCACAGCUGGAAUGAGGUGGGCACAACUGGAAUGGAGAAUUGAUGGAAUGAGGUACGAGAACAGCUGGAAUGGGAGGCGAGAACAGCUGGAAUGAGGGGUGAGCACAGCUGGAAUGGGGAAUUGAUGGAAUGAGGGUGGACAUGGACACAGCUGGAAUGAGGGGGUGAGCACAGCUGGAAUGAGGUGAGCACAACUGGAAUGAGGGGGUGAGCACAGCUGGAACGGAGAAUUGAUGGAAUGAGGGGUGAGAACAGCUGAGGAAUGGAGGUAAUCACAGCUGGAAUGGGGAGGUGAUGGAAUGAGGUGUGAGAACAGCUGGAACGAGGGGGGUGAAAACAGCUGGAAUGAGGGGUGAGCACAACUGGAAUGGGGAAUUGAUGGAAUGAGGGGGAGAACAGCUGGAAUGAGGGGGUGAAAACAGCUGGAAGGGGGAAUUGAUGGAAUGAGGGAUGAGCACAGCUGGAGUAGGGGGCAGAAAAGCACAACCGAGGCAGUGCAGGUGAGCAGAGCUGGAGUGUGGGAAGUGAGCACAGCUGGAGUGAGCGUGGGGCAGGUGAGCACAGCUGGAAUGCGGGUGUGGGGGGUUGAGCACAGCUGGAAUACGGGCAGAAAAGCACAUCCGAGGCGGUGCAGGUGAGCACAGCUGGAAUGCGGGGUGUGAGCACAGCUGGAAUCCAAGCAGGUGAGCACAGCGGGACCGUAGAAAGAUGAGCACAUCUGGAGCAGCUCUCCUCCCCCCCCCCCCCCCCCCCCCCCCCCCCCCCCCCUCUCCUCCAUCCCUCCGCACCCGAUCUGCAUCCGUUAUUUAUAACUCCAAUAAACGGUGUCACCGGCAACCAAAA